AUGAGGGAGGACAUCAAGACCUUCAACCUCUCAGGAAUGGGCUGCAGUGCAAGCCUCAUUGCCAUUGAUGUUGUGCGAAACCUAUUCAUGUCGUACAAGAACGUGAACGCCAUUGUUGUAAGCACAGAAUCCAUAUCUCCUCAUUGGUACUGCGGCAAAGAAAAAUCCAUGAUGCUCACAAACUGUCUGUUUCGCUCGGGAGGGUGUUCGAUGCUGUUCACAAACAACAGAGACCUAAAGCACCAAGCCAAGUUGAAACUAAAUCAUUUGGUGAGAAUGCAUACUGGCUCAAGUGAUGAAGCAUAUAACUGUUGUAUGCAGGUGGAAGAUGAAAGUGGAUAUAAAGGUUUUCGCCUUACCAAAUACCUUGUAAAAGCAGCAAGUCAGGGAUUUACAAUGAACCUCCAAGUUCUAUUACCAAAAGUGCUUCCACUGAGAGAAAUACUUAGGUACCUGGUGGUAUCUAAGCUUAAAAGUGCCAAAAGCCAAAAGCUAAAAGCAGAUGAGGGAGUUGGGUUGAAUCUUAAGACCGGGAUUGAGCAUUUUUGCAUUCACCCUGGUGGAAGAGCAAUCAUAGAUGGGAUUGGUAAGAGCUUGGGGCUAAGUUAUUAUGAUGUUGAGCCAUCUAGAAUGGCACUUCACAGGUUUGGGAACACAUCAGCUGCUGGGUUUUGGUAUGCUUUGGGAUACAUGGAGGCCAAGAAGAGGCUCAAGAAGGGCAACAGAAUUCUGAUGAGUGGAUUUGGAGCAGGUUUUAAGUGCAACAAUGUUGUGUGGGAAGUGCUCAAGGACUUGGAUGAUGCAAAUGUUUGGAAAGACUACAUAGACAGCUACCCUCCUAAUACCCUAGUCAAUCCAUUCAUGGAGAAGUACAGUUGGUUCGAUGAUGAAACUCUAAAAUUUGUUAGGUUUGAUUUUUCUCAAGCUCCUUAA
Molecule: messenger RNA, 933 nt
Organism: Prunus armeniaca (apricot)
Lineage: Eukaryota; Viridiplantae; Streptophyta; Magnoliopsida; Rosales; Rosaceae
Source: the annotation of a GenBank genome assembly